Messenger RNA from Salvia miltiorrhiza (redroot sage), 5270 nucleotides. RefSeq names its product receptor-like serine/threonine-protein kinase SD1-7. Bases 141 to 5114 code for a protein of 1657 amino acids. Gene Ontology annotation, molecular function: protein kinase activity; ATP binding. The record is from RefSeq and is a predicted model, not a curated record. NCBI's taxonomy places the organism in Eukaryota, Viridiplantae, Streptophyta, Magnoliopsida, Lamiales, Lamiaceae. The transcript has 15 exons. Gene Ontology annotation, biological process: protein phosphorylation; recognition of pollen.
AAGGAGACGACUCUGCUGCCUGCGGGUCUCCUAAAUAAUUUAAUGGAGUAAAUCAAACUUUAGAAUUGUUUGCAUCUUCUUCUUCUCAGAAUUUAAACAUCACACUCUCUCUCUAUCUCUCUCUCCCCCCCUCUCUCUAGAUGAAUAAUCGACAGGCUAUCCAAAUCCUCUGCGCCGCUAUCUAUCUAUCAACCAACUUGAAACUGAGUGUUGGAGCUGCUACACUUUCUGCAGGGCAAUCUCUUGUAGAUGAUGGAGAGGUAUUAAUCUCUCCAUCUCAGAUAUUCGAGCUCGGAUUCUUCUCUCCGGGCUCAUCCACAGCCAGAUUUUUGGGCAUAUGGUACAAAGCUACACCGGACGUCGUCGUUUGGGUUGCAAACAGACAAAAUCCUAUAAUUGGCCUAAACGGAGCUCUAACUCUAUCCAAAAACGGAAAUCUGAUUCUCACCUCAGCACAAGGUACAACCCUAUGGUCUUCAAAUUCCUCCACAGCAGCAUCGGAUCCACUUCUGCAGCUCACGGUUUUCGGAAACCUAGUAAUCGAAGAAAAUUCUAAGAAAUUAUGGCAGAGCUUUGAUAAUCCUAGUGACACCCUGUUGCCAGGGAUGAAGCUGCUGCAGGAGACGGAAGCCGAAAAUGUGAAUGUUUUGACGUCGUGGAAGAGCGAGAGCGAUCCCGCCGUUGGAGAAUUCCGUUUUGGGAUUGUAAAUGAUGGACUGUCGCAGAUAAUCACGAUGAAGGGGAAGGAGAGAUGGUACAGAGCCAUUUUCUGGGACGGGCAUUUCCCGGGAUAUCCGGAUUCCGUCGACGUGACGUGGAAUUCCGAGAUUGGAUCCAGCGGGGGUAAGCUGAUUUCAUUUUUUCAGCCAUUGAAUGAGUCUGUUCACACCAGGUUGAUCAUGAACAGCUCGGGCUCGUUUCAGCGGUUCGUGAUGGAUGAGCGGGGAGAUGGCUGGAUUCCGAUGAUCACAUCGCCGCGUGACUCGUGUGAUAACUAUGGCUGGUGUGGUUUUAACGGCGUGUGCAAGAUUUACAAGACGCCGGUAUGUGAGUGUUUGCCAGGUUUCAAGCCGAAAUCCAACAAGGAAUGGAAGUUGUUUGAUUGGAGAAGUGGAUGCAGUAGAAAUCCGCCCUUGGAUUGCCAAAAUGAAGAUGGGUUUAUGAAGAUUCCAGGAUUCAAGUUUCCUGACUCGUUGAGUUAUCGACUGAACACGAGCAUGAGCAUUGAAGAAUGCCGUGAUCAGUGCUUGAAGAACUGCAACUGCACAGCAUAUGCUGAUCCAUACUUCAGAAAUGAGACCAACUGUAUGAUGUGGUUCGGGGAUUUGAUUGAUAUAAGGGAGCAGGCUGUAGAAGCCCGUGAUGGCCCGAGUGUCUACAUUCGUGUGCCUGCUACAGAACUCGAUCAUUCGACAGGUUCAACUAAGAAGGCCAAAGGAUCUGCUAAGACUAAGUUCAUACUGAUAAUUGUUUUUACCACUAUGCUGGUCUUGGUUUUAUGUCUUGGAGGCUUACUUCUAUGGAUGAGAUGCAGUAAACAAGCUCCUUUGACAGGUUAUAGAAAGGCCAGCGAGGAACUAGAGUUACCUUUAUUCGAUUUGGCAACCAUUGUUGCAGCCACAAAUAACUUUUCAGGAGAAAACAUGCUUGGAGAAGGCGGUUUUGGGCCUGUGUACAAGGGAAACCUAUCAGCAGGGCAAGUAGUUGCAGUGAAAAGAAUGUCGAGGUAUUCUGGACAAGGCGAUGAAGAAUUCAAGAAUGAAAUCAUUUUGAUCUCGAAACUCCAACACAGGAAUCUGGUCAGAAUUUUGGGAUGUUGCAUUGAAGGGGAGGAGAGGAUGCUAAUCUAUGAGUACAUGUUGAACAAAAGCUUGGACUAUUACAUUUUUGAUCAGGAACGGGGGUUGCUGUUAGAUUGGCCAAAGCGUUUCGAAAUCAUCAUGGGGAUUGCAAGGGGGCUUCUGUACCUCCACCAUGAUUCAAGGCUCAAAAUUAUCCACAGGGACCUGAAAACAAGCAAUAUCUUGUUAGACGAGAGCUUGAAUGCCAAGAUUUCAGAUUUCGGCAUAGCAAGAAUGUUUGCGGGGGAUCAAACUGCAGCAAGAACAAAAAGAGUUGUCGGGACAUUCGGCUACAUGGCUCCAGAGUAUGCAUUUGAUGGGAAGUUCUCCAUCAAGUCGGAUGUAUUCAGCAUGGGCGUUAUGAUAUUGGAGAUAGUGAGUGGGAAAAGGAACAGAAGCUUCAAGCACGUUUCCCGCUAUCAAAACCUUUUGGAGCAGGCAUGGCUACUUUGGAAGGAAAAUAGUGAGAUGGAACUGAUGGAUCCAUGCUACAACAGCUCGUUGGUGGAAUCCCAAGUGAAGAGGUGCAUCCAAGUCGGCUUAUUAUGCGUUCAGAAUAUAGCAGACGACAGGCCAAUGAUGCAGUCUGUGCUUCUCAUGUUGAGCUCAGAUGAUGCAGUCUUGCCUCACCCCAAGAGACCUGCAUUUUUCAUGCAGACUGAUUCCACCAAUACACACACUAAUGAAUUAGGAAAUGACAAGUUUAAUAGUUUUGCAGUAACCAUGAGUGAUGUAGAAGCAAGGUAUUUGUAUGUGGGCCAUGUUGUUCCUUCCAUAUUGAUCAUGAGUUCAACCAAGAUCCUCAGUCUUUUUAGCAGACUUGAAAAUCUUGCCUCCAUUUCAACUCCCUCUCUGCAAAUGAAGUUCUUCUAUGCAGCUCUCUAUCUCUUAACCAUUUCCAAAUUCUCUUUUGCAGCUGAUACACUUUCUGCAAACCAAACUCUUGCUGAUGGAGAGGUAUUAAUCUCUCCAGCCCAAACAUUUGAGCUCGGAUUCUUCUCUCCGGGCUCAUCCACAGCCAGAUUCUUAGGAAUAUGGUACAAAGCUACACCAGACAUCGUAGUUUGGGUUGCAAACAGACAAAAUCCAAUCACCGGCCUAAACGGAGUUCUAACUUUAUCCGAAAAUGCCAAUCUGAUUCUCACCUCAGCGCAAGGCACAACCAUAUGGUCUUCCAAUUCAUCCACAGCAGCAUCAAGUCCAGUUUUGCAGCUCCAGAAUUCAGGAAACCUUGUUGUUGUCCAGAAUUCGGCGUAUAUUUGGCAGAGCUUCGAUUACCCAGGCGACACUAGGCUACCGGGAAUGAAGCUAAUGCAAGACAUUGAUGAUAAGGAGAGUAAAUAUCUGAGCUCAUGGAAAAGUGGUGAUGAUCCAUCCAUGGGAAAUUUGAGUUACAGAAUACAAAAUCAAGGAUUAUCUCAGACCAUAAUUGUGAAAGGGAAGGAGAUAUUGAACAGGGUUGUUUUCUGGAAUGGAAAUUUUGUUGGAUAUCCAAGUUCUCAAGAUCCAGCUUGGAGAGUUGAAGUGGAAACCAACAAGGGUAGGUUGGUCUCAGUUAUUCAACCCUUUUAUGAUUCAGUUCAUGCCAGAUUAACCAUGAAUUACUCGGGUUAUCUCCAGCGAUACGUGAUGAAUGAGAAGAAAGAUGGUUGGAUUCUCAUGAUUGCACUCCCACAUGAUCUGUGCGACACUUAUGAUGUAUGUGGUAGUAACGGAAUCUGCAAGAUUUACAAGAACCCAGUGUGUGAGUGUCUGCCGGGGUUUCAGCCGAGAUCUGAGAGCGAAUGGAGCGUGUUCGACUGGAGAGGAGGAUGCACCAGGAAUCUGUCAUUGGAUUGCCAGAAAGAAGAAGGGUUUCUUGAAGUUAAAGGAAUCAAGUUCCCUGAUUCACUGAAUUUUCGGAUGAACAUUAGCAUGACUAAUGAUGAAUGUCGUGAUGAAUGUUUCAAGAACUGCAACUGCACGGCUUAUGCUGAUCCUUUCUUCAGCAAUGGGAGCAGCUGCAUGAUGUGGUUUGGGGACUUGAUUGAUAUGAGGGAGUACACUACAGAAUCUGGUCCUGCACCGAGCAUCCACAUUCGCGUGCCUAACUCAGAACUCGAUCAGAAUAAGGGGAAAGGAGCAGCAAGGACGACAAUCAUAGUUAUAGCUACUAUUUCUGGUUUGGCGAUGCUUAUCUUGGGCGUGUCAGUUUGGGGCAUAUUUCUGAGGAUAAGGCGCAAGAGACGAGGUUACAUCAAAAGACUAGAUUCUAAAAUGACCGGUGAGGAAUUAGAGUUACCUCUCUUUGAUUUGGCAACCAUUGAAGCAGCCACAGAUAGUUUUUCGGAACGGAACAUGAUUGGCCAAGGUGGUUUCGGUCCUGUUUACAAGGGAAACCUUUCAGCAGGAGAAGUAAUUGCAGUGAAAAGAAUGUCGAAGAUUUCUGGACAAGGCCACGAAGAGUUCAAAACUGAAAUCAACUUGAUUGCAAAGCUUCAGCACAGGAACCUUGUCAAGAUCUUGGGAUGCUGCGUUGAAGGGGAGGAAAAGAUGCUGAUCUACGAGUACAUGCUGAACAGAAGCUUGGAUCAUUUCAUUUUUGAUCAGCGAAGAAGAGCCCUGCUGAAUUGGCCAAAGCGGUUUGAGAUCAUUAUGGGGAUUGCAAGAGGCCUCCUCUACCUCCACCAUGAUUCCAGACUCAAUGUCAUCCACAGGGACCUGAAAACGAGCAAUAUUUUGUUAGACGAGAACCUAAACGCGAAGAUUUCAGAUUUUGGUUUAGCAAGAAUGUUUGAAGGAGAUCAAACAAUAUCAACAACAACAAGAGUUGUUGGAACAUACGGUUACAUGGCUCCAGAGUACGCGUUUGAUGGAAAGUUCUCCAUCAAGUCGGAUGUCUACAGCUUGGGCGUUAUGAUAUUGGAGAUAGUCAGUGGACAGAAGAACAGAGGCUUCAAGCAUCCUUCCUGCUACAAGAACCUUCUCGAACAGGCAUGGCAUUUUUGUAAAGAAGGCAGGGAGCUGGAAAUGAUGGAUCCAUGCUACAAGAAUUCGUAUGUGGAAUCCCAAGUGACAAGGUGCGUUCAAGUCGGGUCAUUAUGCGUUCAGAACGUGGCAGAAGACAGGCCAAUGAUGCCAUCUGUGGUGCUCAUGUUGAGCACUGAGGACACAGUGUUGCCUCAGCCCAGGAAGCCUGGUUUUUUCUUACACGGAGACUCCAGUUUCUCGCAUAGCAAUGCUACGGGAAGUACCGGUGGCGCAGUAACCAUAACUGACAUAGAAGCCAGGUAGAUGCAUGAAGAAGGAGGAAAUACAGCACUUAUGAGUUUAAAGCAAACCAAAUUUUGCUUGAUGAAGAGAUAUAUACUGUAACUUAUGUGUGUUGGGAGGGUUGGGAUAGUCUUGAGAUGUAUAAAUAUCAUAUUGUUAUAGCAUCCUAUUCAAAUA